Molecule: messenger RNA, 516 nt
Organism: Cyphellophora europaea CBS 101466
Lineage: Eukaryota; Fungi; Ascomycota; Eurotiomycetes; Chaetothyriales; Cyphellophoraceae
Exons: 2
Coding region: 1-516 (171 amino acids)
Source: RefSeq, a predicted model, not a curated record
AUGGGCGCAUGCCUCUCGUGCUUGGGGCUUCGCAGCUCCCCGGACUCCAGCGACCGUGCACGACUGCUCGACUUCGACUACCCCCAUAACAGCUAUGGCACGUGGGGCGGCAACGCGGUUCCCCCGCCCGACCAUGGAAUUAGCGCUGAAGAGGAGCGGCGGCUGCAGAGCGCAUGGGACGGCAUAACGCAGUGGGCAGGAAACCAAAUCGUCGAAAUCUUCCCUUCGCAGCAUCGCGCACAGAACCUCAAUCUUACGCAGAGCCAGCUGUACGAUAGCGCCGCGGAAGAGGGGAGACCGAACGGCGAUGGGCCUUCCAACGGCCUAUCCGAGCAGCUGCACCACGACAUCCUGUUAUCAAUGAUUCCCGGCGACAAGUCGAAGCGAUCGAUACGGAUCUUCCCCGCGUCGCGACCGAAUUCGCGGUCGACGCAGCGGACGAAUGGCCAGACAGACCACAAAGUCAAGGAAAAGGCGUCGGGAAUCUUCGUCAAGUUGAACGUGAACCUGUCUUGA